Molecule: messenger RNA, 795 nt
Organism: Trypanosoma cruzi
Lineage: Eukaryota; Euglenozoa; Kinetoplastea; Trypanosomatida; Trypanosomatidae
Product: 40S ribosomal protein S8, putative
Exons: 1
Coding region: 1-795 (264 amino acids)
Biological process (GO): translation; maturation of SSU-rRNA from tricistronic rRNA transcript (SSU-rRNA, 5.8S rRNA, LSU-rRNA)
Cellular component (GO): ribosome; cytosolic small ribosomal subunit
Molecular function (GO): structural constituent of ribosome
Source: RefSeq, a predicted model, not a curated record
AUGCAUUCCUUGCCUUGUUACCGGACCGCACCACUUCUCUCCUAUGCUUUUCUUUCCUUUUUGUUGCGCUCACUUCAAAUCUCGCUGUCACUGAAAACAAUACCAUGCAUCAACAGUAGGAGAGCAGCCAUGGGUAUCGUUCGCAGCCGCCUGCAUAAGCGCAAGAUCACCGGUGGAAAGACGAAGAUCCACCGGAAGCGCAUGAAGGCCGAACUCGGCCGUCUUCCCGCGCACACGAAGCUCGGCGCCCGCCGCGUGAGUCCCGUCCGCGCCCGCGGUGGGAACUUCAAGCUCCGCGGUCUUCGCCUGGACACCGGCAAUUUUGCGUGGGGCACAGAAGCCAUUGCUCAGCGGGCCCGUAUCCUCGACGUCGUGUACAACGCCACUUCUAACGAGCUGGUGCGCACGAAGACGCUUGUGAAGAACUGCAUUGUUGUGGUGGACGCCGCGCCCUUCAAGUUAUGGUACGCGAAGCACUACGGUAUCGAUCUUGACGCCGCGAAGAGCAAGAAGACGGCGCAGAGCACGACGGAGAAGAAGAAGUCGAAGAAGACCUCACACGCCAUGACUGAGAAGUACGACGUCAAGAAGGCCUCCGACGAGCUGAAGCGUAAGUGGAUGCUCCGCCGCGAGAACCACAAGAUUGAGAAGGCAGUUGCUGAUCAGCUCAAGGAGGGCCGUCUGCUCGCCCGCAUCACCAGCCGCCCUGGCCAGACAGCCCGCGCCGAUGGUGCACUGCUGGAGGGCGCCGAACUGCAGUUCUAUCUGAAGAAGCUCGAGAAGAAGAAGCGGUAG